This is a messenger RNA of Phycodurus eques (leafy seadragon), 2843 nucleotides long. It is a transcript of the gene prlrb, whose product is annotated as prolactin receptor b. Gene Ontology annotation, molecular function: cytokine receptor activity; protein binding. NCBI's taxonomy places the organism in Eukaryota, Metazoa, Chordata, Actinopteri, Syngnathiformes, Syngnathidae. Gene Ontology annotation, cellular component: external side of plasma membrane. Gene Ontology annotation, biological process: cytokine-mediated signaling pathway. The record is from RefSeq and is a predicted model, not a curated record.
AUGUAGUCCUCCGUCGGCGUCGUUGAGGAGCAAGACACACUUUGACCGGCGUGGAGGUGACGGGAUGAAGAGGGAUGCGUGUGUGGCCACGAUAAUAAUGUUGCUGUUUUCAUCUGCCCAUUGCAACAACAGGUCACCGCCGGGGAGACCAGUCUUGCUUGGCUGCCGGUCCCCCGAGAAGGAAACGUUCACCUGCCGGUGGGAGCCGGGCAUAGAUGGUGGACUUCCCACCACGCACCGCCUCUACUACCAGAGAGAACGAUUGGAGGGGAGAAAUGAGUGUCCGGACUACCACUCGGCCGGGAGGAACGCCUGCUUCUUUGACAGGAACUACACGUCCAUUUGGGUAGACUACUACCUGACAGUGGUGGCCUCCAACGCCCUGGGGAACGCCACUUCGGACAUCUUAAAGAUCGAUGUCAUGGAUAUUGUGAAGCCUGACGCACCUGAAAGCAUCACAUUGGCGGCCGAGGACAGAGAGGAAAGUCCUAGUCUGUAUGUGAGUUGGGAGCAUCCCCAGAACGUCGACACCAACUCUGGCUGGGUCACUCUGGAAUAUCAGCUCAGAGCCAGACAACAACAACAACGAGGAGGAGGAGAGACCACUACCAACUGGAAGGAGUACAAGGCUGGUACACAAACCCAAUUCACACUUUACGGUGUCCAUCCCGGGGCAGUGUUCGUAGUCCAGGUGCGAUGUCGACUGGACCACGGUUCCUGGAGCUCCUGGAGCCACGCCUCCUACGUGAAGAUCCCCAACAGUAUUUGGAAGGAGAAACCAAUUUGGGUGUCGGUUUUGGCUCUGUCUGGCUUUCUGUUUCUCGCAGCACUCUGCAUUGUGGUCAUGAAAAGGAAAAGUGUGAUACAGUGUCUGCUGCCGCCUGUUCCAAGUCCAAAGAUACGAGGGGUUGACUUCCAGCUUCUCAAGAGCGGGCGACCCGAAGACCUCAUCAGCGCGCUGAUCAUCCACCAGGAUUUCCCUCCUGUGGUGGCCUGGAAUGACCAAAUGGACAAUUACCUAAUCGUGUUGGACCAUGACGCCGGGGUUCAGCGGAGUAACUUCAGCUCAGACUUUCAAUAUAAGGACAGUAAAGCUGAGCAGAACUUGAAGUUCUUGAAGACUCCACCUGGCGUCAACCAGGAAGAUGGGGGUAGUAAGGUUUCAGCCCACAACAGCUACAUGGACUUUGGGACACAUGUGCCCCUCGAGUCAGACUACAGCGGAGUCAAAGACGUGACGUCCGAUGUCUUCCUCGUCAAUAGCAUGGACCUUCCGAGUCUAGAGCUCCUCCCUGAGGACUAUAGCAAGGUGGUGGACAGUAAAAUGCUCUUGUUCCAGACACAGAGCAUCCAGUCGGACCGCCACAAGAAGCCUCCGCCCAGACAUUCUCAUGGGGUUGGGGAUCUCAUAGAUGGCGGAUACGUACACGCCAUCACAACGCCACCUCCCGGGAAACCAUCGCUAACGUAUUGAAGGAUAAUAACACAUGGAUUCUUUUUCACGUUUUUACUUUUAUGUUUUAAGCUCUAAUAUCUGUAGAUGUGAAUACCAAGACAUGAGUAAGAUGGAGUUCCGGUCCUAUGACAGCGAUGUAACGUAUUUGUAUGCAAGUCGGAACAUUUCAAGGUCAUAAAUAUAAAACAAGCAAAUGAAAAACAUUAAAUACGGCACUAACCGAGCAUGUGCCUUCUUGUGCCAAAUGACCACGUAAACUUUGUAGUUGGUAUUGUUACAACCAACACAGCUGUGAGCAGCAAUGAACGGGUCCUCGCACCUCCUUUUUUCAGGGCAAAUCCUCAAAAUCAAACUUUGACACCAUCAUCCACUCACAGACGGCAAAGGCAAAAAAGCUUAGCCAUUUUGCAAUUUCCAUCUGCAAUUUUUUUAUCUUCCAUCUGUCUGUUCAACAAGUACUAGUUCGAAGAAGUACAAACCAUGGAAUUCACCCAAAAUGGUUGCUUUAAAACAAAAUGACAGACUUCCUGGUCAAUUCCACCAAAUGGUCGUUGAGACUUUCGUGUGUCCUGUUAUGACAGACGUCAAACUUCGUGGCAAUCGAUGAAACUUGCAUUCUGGGAUUAUUCCUCCCCCCCAACUUUACAGAGAGUGCUACUGAGUUUUGGGGGGAGGUCAUGUCCGGGUCCCCCAAAAUUAAUUAAUUUUCACCAGGAAACAUUGACUUGGAAUAAACCUGGUUUGUUUUCAGCCAUCUUGAGUCCAAAGCCUGGAAUUGACCAAAAUGGCUUCUUCAAACCAUGAUGGACAACUUCUUGUUCAUUGAGACGUUUUCAUGCAUCUUAUCCGAGUCUUUAAGGGGAAUUACUGAGUUUUGAGGAGGUCGUUUUUAGGAUUUCUAAAAAUUGGUGUGUUUUUGGGCAUGUUUGCAAUUCAUUCGUGUGAAGAAGAAUAAGAAACACAGAGAAAAAGAAAAUCACCAUAUCCCAAAAUUCAAUUUAUUAUUAGGAAUCAUUGAAAAUAGCGUGUCAUCUCCUCAAUCACUUAUUGCCUGUCAAUACAUACACCCGCAUACAUAAUACAGUGGAGCUCCGCAUAUGGCAGUUCGGCACCCUCGGAUUUACCUAUAUGCAGGUUUCUUUUCAAAUACCCCCCCCCCCCCCCCCGAGUUUUCCAAUUUUGUUUUCAUUUUUUUGGGGAGGUGGGGGGGAACAACCCCAAACACACUUAUUGGUGGUUUACCUCCCCUUAUUGAAAUAUCUUUGGGGGUAAAAAAGUAAAAUAAAAUUCUCAGUGCAAUUAUAAUAAGUGUCAAUUAUCAGCGAAUUUUCGCUAAUUACAGUCCAGGACGGUCCCUACCCCCCACAAAUAGUCGAGGUCCACUGUA